This is a messenger RNA of Eleginops maclovinus (Patagonian blennie), 9313 nucleotides long. It is a transcript of the gene hic1, whose product is annotated as hypermethylated in cancer 1. Gene Ontology annotation, cellular component: nucleus. Lineage: Eukaryota; Metazoa; Chordata; Actinopteri; Perciformes; Eleginopidae. Bases 198 to 2420 code for a protein of 740 amino acids. Gene Ontology annotation, molecular function: protein binding; DNA-binding transcription factor activity, RNA polymerase II-specific. The transcript has 2 exons. The record is from RefSeq and is a predicted model, not a curated record. Gene Ontology annotation, biological process: regulation of transcription by RNA polymerase II.
GGAGGACGGACCUAAGGAGCGACAAGAAAUUCAUAUCAAUUAAUAAUCAUAAAAAAAGAGCUGGCAGACGCUCUCGGAAAACUGGCAUGGGUUUUUGGAGGCUGGCAGUUCAAAGCUGAAACGUCAGAUAUGACUCCUAGAGACUGCUGAGAUGAUCAUUAAGGGAGACUUAGAUCGGAUGGCAGAAGACAUCGGGCAUGCAGAUAUCUGUUGUUGCAGGUGGCGGACUGAAGACGAUGCUGGAUGCCAUGGAUGUUCCAAGUCAUGCUAGGGAUCUCCUCCUGCAGCUCAACAGCCAACGAACCAAAGGCUUCCUGUGCGAUGUUAUCAUUGUGGUGCAGAACGCGCUCUUCAGAGCUCACAAGAACAUUCUGGCUGCCAGCAGCCUCUACUUGAAAUCUUUGGUGGUCCAUGACAAUCUCAUCAACCUCGACCAUGAGAUGGUGAGUCCAGGGGUCUUCCGGGUCAUUCUGGACUACAUCUACACAGGCCGCCUUAGUGAGGGAGAUCCCACCUCUCCUACUGAACCCAAUCUAGGUGCUGUUUUGGCAGCAGCCAGCUACCUUCAGCUGCUUGACCUGGUGGCUUUGUGCAAAAAGAAGCUGAAAAGAAAUGGCAAGUACCCUCCCCGCCCUGGGCCGGCAUUUCUGCCUUACCCAAAGAUGGUCCCCAACAGUAUGGGUUUAGGGAGUGGUGGCAGGUAUAGGAUUUCCACUCCUGUCAUUCAGUCCUGCCCUCCAGGAGGAAUUUUGAAUAUCCAUGCAAUGCGUGCCUCACCACCAGAAGAGCUAGUUCCCCAUCGGAUAGCCAUUAAUUCUGGGGAGCUGUAUGCUCCAACCUCCCUCCAUGGCUCUCCUGUGUUCCCGUCCGUGCAGUCAGCUCUGCCUGCCCAGCUGGGGCGCUCAGCCCACCCUGAAAGGAACUGCUCCCCAAACCACGGCCUUGAUCUCUCCAAGAAGAGCCCAAGCUCCCAGUGUCAGCACACACCCUCUCAAUCCCAUUUGGCAAAUUCUCAUAAUGAUGAGGAGCGAGACGGGAAUCUGAGCGGUCGCACCAGUCCCAUGCAGGGGAUAAAUGGAAGGGCUUUCCCCGAAAAAAUGGAGUCAACUGACCAGACAAGCUCUCUUACUCCUCCACCAUUCCCCCAUAUCAACCAGGCUCUGGGCCCCCACCUUCCCCACCUGCAUCGCUCCCAGGGCAGAGAUCGCUACCCAUGCCCCCCCAGCCCUGAUACCCCCACAGAAGGCGGCGAAGCAGGUGGAAAUAUGGGCAACAUCUAUCGCUGGGUGAAACAUGAGCCACUUUCAUACACAGCAGAAGAUGAAGAUGAGGAUGAGGAUGAAGAGGAAGGGGGCGAAAAUGGAGACCAGCAUCAUAACCAUCACAAGGCCGGGGAGGAGAGUGAAGGAGCCGAUGAUAAGAGCGGGUCAGGCACAGAGGAGACGGGCAGUAGUGAAGGCCGCCCAUCGCCUUCUGGACCAAUGGGCAGGUUCCACAUGCCAUAUGAGCCAGAGAGCUUUGGGGACAAUCUGUAUGUCUGCAUACCCUGUGACAAAGGCUUCCCGAGCUCAGAGCAGCUCAAUGCACAUGUGGAGACACACACAGAAGAAGAGCUGUACUGCAACUCAGGUGGGGAGAUGGGAAACAGCAAUAAUGGCACCACCAAAAACAUGAGCAGUAAUACAAACGGUUAUGGGGGCCUGAACAGCAGCAACAGUCUUUCCCACCUGGAGACCAAGUCCAGCCAGGCGCUGAGUUCAGGGGGGAUCGGGGAAAUGAUCCGACCCUACCGCUGUUCCUCCUGUGAGAAGUCCUACAAAGAUCCAGCCACUUUGCGGCAGCAUGAAAAGACCCACUGGCUGACCCGGCCUUACCCCUGCAGCAUCUGUGGGAAGAAGUUUACGCAGCGCGGCACCAUGACGCGUCACAUGCGUAGCCACCUGGGCCUUAAACCUUUUGCCUGUGACUCCUGUGGCAUGCGCUUCACCCGCCAGUAUCGCCUCACCGAGCACAUGCGCAUCCACUCAGGGGAGAAGCCCUACGAAUGUCAGGUGUGCGGAGGAAAGUUUGCUCAGCAGCGCAACCUCAUCAGCCACAUGAAGAUGCACAGCAGCGGGGGGAAUGCUGGGGGCCUGACCACAGAUGGGAAACUGAAGCUAGACUUUGCUGAGGGCAUCUAUCCACUGAGUAAAUAUGCAGCAGAGCAUCUGGGGCUGAAGACCGAGAAAGCAAAUGAGCUCCUAAUCCAAGCCCAGCAGCAACUGGUAGCUGAUGCAAAGGUCAUGGAAAGCCUCUACCCGCUGUCCAAACUGGCCUCAGAGCACCUCGGUCUCUCCCAUGACAAGAUGGAUGUCAUGGGCCAACCCCUCCUCCCUCCCCUCUCUGAUGCCCGCACCAUUGACCGCUACUCACCUAGCUAAAAGCUGAAUAAACAGCAGUCACCAAUAGGUCUGUGUGCACACACAACUUGCAGUAUUCUAAAGCCAUUCACCUCAACUCCAUAUCUCCUCUGCACCUCAGACUCAGGCCGAGAGGAAUUGGUCUGCUCAUGCACACCAAAAAGUGUAGACUGUAAGUGCCUUUCUAUGCAUCUAAUGUAUCUUAAAGUCCUCCUUCAUAAAGGAGCUAUGUGCUAUUCCGUGACCAAGAGACACUUAUUCAAAGGAGUACAGUAUUUAUGUACAGUGUAUGCAAACAAACAUUUCAAGUCAUCGAGCCAAGUGACAAUUUGAAAACCAAAAUGAAAUUGUUUUAUUUAUUUUUGUAUCAUGAUGAAAUCCAAAGAGAAACUCUUGCAAGGAAGUGUUGCAAUAUGACCCUAAACCUGUGUAGUAUUUAGUAUCACCUGUGUACAAAAAAUGAAAAGCACAUAAGGACAAGAGUCAGAGUUUUGGUCCAGGCCUGAGCAGAACCUUUGCCGAAUUAAUAAGCCAACUCAUGUGGACUUUAAAGUAAUGGGAGCAUAUAUGUUUUUUUUCUCCUUCUUCUGUUUUUGGGGGUACUGGACAAUUUAUGUUUUUCACUCUCCAGCUAAUCCAAAUCAUGUUCCUGCCCCUAAAGUCACGAGGAAAUGACUGAACAAUAAGAGCAGUUGCCUCAGCAUUUUAGUAAAGUCUCAUCUGUUUUAUUUUCUCCACUUUUUUAUAAAGUACACGCUCCCACAUAUCUUUGUGGAUUAACACUCAUACUAUGUGACAGUAAUGGUAGCUUAAUCAGCCUUACACUCAGCGACCUACUGCUAAAACUUCCUUUGUAUUUUGCCUAACAUCCCUUAGCUUUCAGUUGUUGUUGAGAUGCAGUAAGCUCAGCCCUGUGAUCUCAUAACUCGGACAUGAUUGCACAUACCCAACUGUUGACACAUAAGUGCCUGUGAAGAGUGUAGCUGCAUCUCAUGGUGUAGACUAAGCAUGGGUGUUGCCUCUGACAUUUACAAUUAUGGAUGCUGCCGAGCAGAGAAGCAGGGACCAGGUCAAAAUGAACGGCACUGAAAUCUGUCAUUAACUGUCAAAAGCAAUUAUUCCAUUCACAGCAGCCGGAUGACAAACUGCGUAGCGACACAAGUCAGAUGUCGCAUAGCUGCCACUGCCCGCCCUCCUUUCCCUGUAGUCUCCAGCUACUGUUGACAGGCCAAAGUGAGUGCUGUACUCAGCCCUGUGCCUUAAAAGUGUUCUGAUCCGCUCACCACGCCCCCUUUCACACUCACACAGAGAGCUGCUAAUCUGUCUGUGAUACGAACAUAAGAAGGGGUUUGUGGGUCUUCCCUGGAAGCCAGCGGGUGAACAGAACAGCCCAGCUGCUUUCCUUCAGUAAUCCCCUUGAAAUUUCACUUUCUCCUGGACAAUUCCCACUGCUUGCCAGCAUGAUGUCCCAUUUCAUGCCUGCCAUCUUGACCCUUUGAUCCACUUAUCAACAUCAUAGUUGAGCCCAGCUAAUGUCAAGCCUCGCCUCCCUUCCAUGCUGGUUUAAUUGUUUAUGGUUGACCAGCGAUAAAUCCAGCUUGAAAACAAAAAGCACUUAAAUGUUGUGGGUUUGCCGGCACAUAAAAAAAAGAAGAGUUUAAUCCAAAGAAGAUGCUGGCCUUUUCUUUUUCCAUUUUUACUGCUCCUUGAUUUAGAUUAGAAACUUCUGACCACUAUAGUGCCAAUGCCAACCUCAGUGGGUGAAUGUGAAGACUAAAGCCAUAAAAACACUGUGAUUGACGUAGUGAAUCUUAAAGCCUAAAAAAAAAAAAACAGAGACAAUUUGCCUGACCAUUGAAUUUUAUUUUUUCAAUCAUUUGAAGGGCUUCUUCUCUGUAGCAUAUGAUCAUAUCAAAAUGUUGUUUUCUGUCACUUUUCUUUAUUUGAUUUGAGCUGAAAGCAGCGCACGUGAAACUGGUGCUUACCUCAGGACUGAACCCAGCAUGGGGACGCAAAGCUUUAUCUAAACAUGCAAAUUACAAUGUUCACAAACACACACACACACACACACACACACACACACACACACACACACACACACACACACACACACACACACACACACACACACACACACACACACACACACACACACACACACACACACACACACACACACACACACACACCCUUUUUUUCCUUAUUAACAGGGCAGUUGUCCUGUGUUAAACCUGUGGUUAUUUCUGUGUUUAUACAUUUUUUGUUACAGUUUUAUGGUGGAGAGAUAACAUGUGAUAUUAACAAUUUUUUUGUUUUUAUUUUUACUAUGCGGUAUACAUUUUCUAUUGUGUUGUCCUCAAAGAGGCUUGUGCCAAUCUGACCAAUUCCAUUUUAAUAACAUAAGGCAAAGUCAGUUUGGCUGUUUGUUUAACUUUGUGAUUUAUUGAACCACACUGAAGCAAACAAGGUGGUAUUUGUCUUUGUUUUCAACCACACACACACACACACACACACACACACACACACACACACACACACACACACACACACACACACACACACACACACACACACACACACACACACACACACACACAGUUUAUGUAAUGUUUUGAAAACUAUCAAAUAGAGAUUUAUUCUCAGUAAUUCCUCCCAACAAACAAGCAGUUAUUUACAGGGCGAGUAGGAACACCAGCCACAUAUUAUUUGACCCCUUUCCUCCAGAGGUUAGUGAACUGUCAAUGUUGAGUUACACUGAGGUUCUACAUGUACAAAAACAAACAGGAAGCUAGCUUGUAUCCUAUGAUGCUUCACGUUUUGGGACUCUUAUGUUUAGCUCUGUAGCAAAUAACAGAAAGUAGAGCUUAAAUGCAACAUAAUUGAAAUGAGAACUUGCUUCAACGUGUGCAACAUUUAGAAGGAGGCGGAUGUCUGUCGUGGGAAUUUUAGUCCCUUCAAUCUUUCUCAUUCACUAGCUUAAAUAAAAAUCUGUCUCCUCCUUCUCCCUGCCGUACACCAUUAAAAUAACACAAUGUGUUUCCACUGUCACUCCAAAUCUGUGCAGGAGGGAAGAGCAAGAUAAUGACUGAACAUUUCUGUAGGACGUGCAAGGUCUGAAAUUUGCUUAAUUGCAUUUACGUGUACAACAGACAGAGGUGGAGGCUAUGUUUCUAUAUAAGGGGAAGCAGUUGCUUGUCUGUUUGUAUGUACCUAUGCCAUUGGUGCUUAUGAAGGUCUGUUAAUGCAUGUCCUGGGAAUAGGGUGGUUGUGAAGGAGAAAAGCUGAGGAGCAGGAAGUGAACUUUUGGCUGGCGGGUUGUGUUGAGGAGGAUGUGCCGUGUGUUUCUGCUCAGAUAGAGAGACGGAGAAUGGGGCGGGAGAGGAGCAGGGAGAGCGCAGCAGGGUGGAGGCGAGCCAUUGUCUCAGUAUGAAAGCCUGUUCGUACUUCUAAAACUCUCCAUUCAGAAAACAAGAAGACUGUAUCUUCUCUUUUCCUUCCCCUUUUUGCUCUUUGGGAAUAGACCUCUGCUCAGUGUCACGGUGAUACAACAUUGUGUUCUUUUAAGGGCUGCGCAGCAAGGAAGCCAUUCAGACAUUUUGUUACAAUUUGAGGAUGCCGUGGAUAAAGUAGUUUGGUAUCAUUUUAUGCACAUAAAUUGCUUACAAUAUUUUUUCCAUAUUAUGUAGAUAGCUUUUUAAAUUGGGGCUCGAAUAAUCAAGGCAAAAUGCAGGGCAACAAAUGUCUGUUGUAAAUCAGAAUUAAAAAAAACUGGAAGUAAUUUUAUUGCUCUGUGGUUGAUUCAAUUAGUACAAUUACAAAGGUCUUGUUUCAAUUUACUCAUGUACCCACCACCCCUUGGGUUUUAAUGCCAUACGCCUUUGUUAAUGUUAUUUAGAUGACACACCAAAACCACUAUUUGCCACUAAAAUGAGAUGAAGAUGUUUUUAAAGUAAUGAAAUUAUGCAUUUAAAACAAUUUAUUUGUUACAUCAAUUGACAUAAUAAAAAUAAAUGAAUGCAAAUACAAAUGCGUGUAGAAAGACAAACCACUAACUAUGACAUGUGGGUUGAUCAUUUAAUUUUAAUAUUAAGGCAACCAUCCCAGCCCCUUAAAUAGUAUGUUACUAACAAUAAAACAAUAAAACAUUACUGCAAUAUUUGUGGAACUGUAAAGACUAAAAAAAGUUCAAGUUUUAACGCUAAAUGCAAAGUGUGCCUUUAAGCUUUCUAGCAGCAACAGCGGGCCGAGGUCACCUAUGUGAGUUAGACCUGAUCUGCAAUCAUACCGCCAUUUGACAUUUACUGUAUUUCAUAAUAUGUGCCAAAAGGGCUGACGCACUUAGCAGACCGCGCAGAUGCUCAAAACAAAACUCAGCAUCGAUCUUUUUAGUUUCCACGGGUUGCACUGUAGAGCUAAGCUUCUGACCAACUUUAACUUUUUAUGAAAGCCAUUAUAUAUGUGGCUAAUCUUCAGAGCACAGUUCACACAUGCCACUAUUGUCCAGUGUACAUAUUUCUUUUUACGAGGACUCAUGUUUAAAUGUAAGCUAGAGCCAAAUAAUAUCAAUAAUCAAGCCGUAUAUUGAUGUUGAAACUGAAAACACGUGCCUUCACAAUAACAAACACUGAUUAUUCGGCAUUAACUUGUAUUGACGCCUUUGUGUGUAAGUGUGUAGGUGUGUGUGUCCACGUAGAUCACCUGUCCAUCUACAUGUCUGAACGCCUUUUCUACAGUAGAGCAGGGUAGUGCAAGACAGAGCUUUGACACGUUCAAGAGUCUUUGUUACAAGCAGCUGCUUUCGAUUUAUUUUCCCAAACUGCUCUUUUCUGGAAAAAUCAUUGUAUUGUGAUUUUUUAUUACUCUUGUGAUCCCCUAGAAGUCUCACAAUUGCCUUUCUUUUGGCACUUUGCUUUCCUCCUCUUCCUCCCUCCAGUGCAGAGCUUGGCCACACUUGUUCACUACCCUUGUUACCUCGAAGCACUGCCUCCCUCCUCACCUCUCCCUGUCCCUUUUCUCUUCUUACACUCAACACAAACCGCUGACCCUCAGCGCCCGCUGCCUCCCUCCUCUUCCAUGAUCCACUUACUUCCAGCUGUUUUUCAUGCUGAAGAAGACAGUUGUCUAAAUGUUUACAUGAAGAGCUACUCUCUUUUUCUUUAGGCCCUAAUCAAUUUCCAAAAUGAACUUUGUGGCAUGUGUUAAAAUACAGCAGAUGAUGGGCCAAAUAAAAAGAGCCUGACAUCGUUAUUGUAUUCUGAACCUUUAGCCAAGAAACGGCUUACAAAGAGAGAUUAAAGACAGCAUAUCGUUGUAGAGGAAAUGCGGAAUAAUGUGAGGGGAAAUGUUCAGGGAAAAUAUGCUCAGAAAGAUGCCAGUAAAGUAAACAUGUAUGAAAUUGCACAAUUGAGCCGGGCCUUGGCUACACCAGCCAAGUCAUGCACUGAGAUGGAGAGAACAAGUAAGGGAGAGACGUUGAGAAGAAAAGAAAGAGACAGAGAGAAAAUAGCUUGUGCUUGAUAGUCAUAAUAACCUUGAGUAAAUAACAGAGAAAAGUUGGUUGCUAUUUUUCCGUUUUUUUCCCUCAAUUUGUUCUGUUUUUCCUCUAUUUCAUUUCCCUCUUUAAGGAAAUUGUCUUGUGAGGAAAUUACAUUUUUUUCUCCUUUUCAUUGUUGAUUGCUGCAGGCCAUUGUUAAGGUUUUUAAAUGUUAAUGUGCAUGUCAGCUUACCCUCAGAGAUGUCAUCCUUUUUCCAGACCUAACAAUUAUCACCCAGUCAGCACACGACCCACAGUAGGCUCUUUGUAGUCCAAUAGGGAAGGGGCUUCUGGCUGCCUGUGUCGUCUUCCAUCUGUUGGACUUGGACCUCCAUGUCUGUGUCUACCUUGAACACAUGCAAAGACAGACUCAGUGGACUUUGGCUUGAAUACUUUCUUUUACAACUUCUUCUCCAGUAGUUUAAAUUUAAAGACAAACAAAGAGAAAGGACAAAACAAGCAGGAAUUUAGAAAAGUUGGUCAAGGGGAAGAUUUGAUUGUAUAUCUGGCUUGCGCACACACAUACACACACUCACACAGCUGCAUGGCAGGCUGCUGGUCUACAUUAGGUCAGAUUUAAUUAGGUUUCCCUGCUCCUUUUAGAGUGUCGCUUCUAGUAUAAAAAGUCAUUAUUAAACAAAAGGUGAUUCCCCUGACGGCUUUCACCCAACACACACUAUAGUCUGUGCCAAAAUGUUACAGUGCCUCAGGGUCCUCACACACACAUGUACUCAAGGAUACAUACGCUUUUAUUUUGGUUUUGGAAAAAGGUUACGUGUUGAAAUGAUGGAUUAUGACCUAAUGAAGAUCACUGUUGUGUUUCGGGGUUGUUUUCCUCGACUGGUUGUGGUUCAGGGAUAAGAAAGUUCAGCAGUAACACAGACUGCCACGCAGACAGGAGUAUCUGCAGAUAGAAAAUACACACAUCACACUUUUACAAUGAAAAUGAGAUUUUUCAGUGGAACACAGAAUCGUAUUUCAGCAGACAUAAAGCACACAUCCAUAAAGCAUCAAUAAUGUUAAAUGUUUCAUUUUGUGGUGUGGUUAUAUAAACCAUAAUUUUUUUUAAAAGCAAUACAUUAAACCAAACAGUAUUUUUGCAUCUUCUACAUUUCCUUGUCCAUAUUGAUCUUACUUUGCUUUAGUGAAAUGAAUGUAUUUAUUGCAUGUCAAAAUGUUUUAUAGUUAAUUUUUGUGUAAAUGUCAAUUGUGGGUUUUUAUAAUAAUUUCAUUUAAUUAUGGUGUCUUGAUAAAAUCAUGUUGAUAAGGCUUUUAUUUUUUUAAAAGCCAAUGUGAAAAAUGUCAUGUUUGUUUUGUUUGUUACUAUACUCAAAAUCAACUUGGCAAUAAAGUAAAUUGCAUAACGGAUUACACAAGGAAA